Galleria mellonella (greater wax moth) is the source of this 2124-nucleotide messenger RNA. RefSeq lists its product as uncharacterized. Gene Ontology annotation, molecular function: GTPase activity; GTP binding. The record is from RefSeq and is a predicted model, not a curated record. The transcript is spliced from 7 exons. Gene Ontology annotation, cellular component: ciliary membrane; non-motile cilium. Gene Ontology annotation, biological process: non-motile cilium assembly; receptor localization to non-motile cilium. The coding region runs from base 560 to 2041 and encodes 493 amino acids. NCBI's taxonomy places the organism in Eukaryota, Metazoa, Arthropoda, Insecta, Lepidoptera, Pyralidae.
UACGUAGGUAGGUAUAGGCAGUAUAGAUAUUAAUCGAAGUAAACUAAACAAACGUAAUUUUUAUUAUUAAUAAUUGUUCUACGUACAUAUAGGUACCUACUUACAUCUGUUUUGUGUAAAUUGAAACUGAACACCUGCAACCUUCAUCAGAAAAAUCUAACCUUGAGAUUGAACGCGAUAUCGUGAACUAAGUUUAUCGUUAUUUAGUUCUGUGUGAAGUGUUAAACUAAUUUAUUUUAUCACCGUUUUAAUUUUGGAAUUUAUAUUUUGUUUUAGGAAAGUGUAAUGAAAAUUUUAUUAAUCGGUUAAAUAUGGAGUAAAAAUUCUGAAAAAAACAUUUAUAUAAUCGUAAAAAUAUAUUUUUUUUUCUAUGAAAAGAUAAAAAUAAUUUUAAAAUUGUCACUGGCCACAUCGACGUCGAUCGCCAUUGGUAACCGUUAUGUCAACAAAACUUUUUUGUUUACAAAUGGCUAAUGGCGACAAAUUUGAAGUUGUGCCGCGUUCGUGCUUCUAAAUAAUACGUUUAGUAUUAAUUUAGCAAUAAAAGUGUUCUACAAAUAUGGGAAAUUGUUGGGCAGGAUUAUUCCGCCGGCGUAAUAUUCGGAGACACAUAGUUUUAAUACUGAUCGGGUUGGACAACGCGGGGAAAACUAAAACCGUGAACAAUUUGGCUGGUGAAAAGGAUGAUAAAGUUCUACCAACUGUUGGAUUUAAGGCUGUUAAUUUAGUGCAUAAAGACACGCCUGUCACCAUUUACGAUUUAGGCGGGGGUCCGCAUUUUCGUCAGAUAUGGUCUCAAUAUUAUAGCGAGGUCCAUGGUGUUAUUUUCGUAAUAGAUUCUAGUGAUUUUUCCCGCUUGGACGAAUGUAGGGCUGUAUUGGAAGAGGUAUUAUCUCACGACAAGAUAUCAGGCAAGCCAGUGUUAGUGUUAGCCAAUAAACAAGACAAGUCGGGGGCGCUAGACGAUAUUGAUGUAGUUGAAAAAUUGAACAUUGAACCAUUGGUCAACAAAUAUAGAUGUCCAACCCUAGUGGAAUCCUACAGUGCAUUCGUCGAUACGAAAUCGAAAAAGGUAAAAAUCGACCCGGGCCUUCGCAAAGGUUAUCAAUGGCUACUGAACUAUAUCGUUCGGCGAUACGGCGAUAUAAAUCUACGUGUGCAAACAGACAUACACGCAGACCUGGAGCGACGAAAGCGAAUGCUCAACAAAAACUCUAAUAUAGCUUCCCAAACGUUCACCGCUGUCAGUGAUGAUAUAGCGACGCAAACGGGCUUCGAGAACCCCAACUAUACCGUUGAGGACCGAAAAGAAGCCUUAGACAAAGGCGUUAUUGUUGUCAAACCUGUGACUCACAACCCUAACAGCGUCGACACCACUUUGACCAUCGAGAGUGUUGAAGAUUCUGACAAUACUAGUGUAAAGCCCAAACUCUCCCCGCUCUUUGGGAGGGCCAGUAAUAGUUCUGUGACGGAGACCGUGAGAAUAGAGCUGGAGCCGAGGAGUGAGUUUAGAAAAUUGUCGCCAAUCGUGAGGAAUAGUGGUGCAAAUCAUAUAGAUUUCAAGAAUAGACCGCAGUCUAGUCCUACCUUUAAGAAAAAUAAGUCGAGUUCACUAAGCAAAAACUCCUCGCUCGAUGGGGACGUGAAGAUUCAGCCGCGAGACGUUACCACGUACCUCGGCGACGGGAACCGAACCUGGGACGUGACGGAGUCGAAACACCGCGUGCUAGUCAACGACGCGGAGUUAUCUCAAAUGCACAGGGAAAUUGUGUUGACCGAACGAGAUUACACCAGCAAAACCGCAUCGUCGGAGGUGACCCUGCAAGCGUCGACGUUACCCCUCGCCGUCAGACCAGCGUCCGCUUCGCAACUUGUGAGGCGACAACUGGAGUUAACUACUCAUCACAAGCGCAGGCUCAGUCUUAGAUACAUGCAACGCAAUAAGACGAGUCCGGAACGCAUGUCCAUGCUGGUAUUCGAACCUAAGGCGCCGCGUCGCCACGACAAGGGGGACUUUGACCACGCCGCCGCUGCCAACUAGCAAUAGAUCUGGCAGCAUGGCGAGGUGUAUGUCGCGGCUCUGCGUCGUGCGCGCGUAUGUCGACUGGCGGCGCUCAUUCUGCG